This is a messenger RNA of Alosa alosa (allis shad), 1587 nucleotides long. Its product is annotated as sorting nexin-5. NCBI's taxonomy places the organism in Eukaryota, Metazoa, Chordata, Actinopteri, Clupeiformes, Clupeidae. The transcript is spliced from 14 exons. The record is from RefSeq and is a predicted model, not a curated record. Bases 161 to 1270 code for a protein of 369 amino acids. Gene Ontology annotation, molecular function: phosphatidylinositol binding.
GUCAGCUCAGACCAUUUUUGAUGACUGCGUUUUAUGCUGUGGAAUUCAGUCUGUGUGGAAUUCUCUUCUAUCAGAGGACUUUCGAAGGUGAAGAACUUUUAAAGAUCGCAUAAAAAGGAUUUCUUGAGGUGGCAUUAAGGCAUAUCUACACAGGAAAAGAAUGGAGGAGUCUGGCCUGAGUGUCAGUGCAGACAGCAUCAGGGUCACAGAGGUCACUGCAGAUGGAGAUGCCCUCAUCUUCACCAUCACCUCUCAGAAGCUGAACAGUGACGUGGGGAUCUGCGUUUGCCGCACGUUCGAGGACUUUGAGUGGCUGCAGCAGGGUCUGUUCAGUCAAGAGGAUGUGUCUGGACUUCAGGGGAUCAUAUUCCCACCUCUUCCAGGAAAACCAGUAUCAUCUUCUCAGUCUCAAGCACAAGCCAAAGCCCUGAAGCAACUCGGUUUCCUGGCCAUGGGAGAGGACUGGAAGUCCUAUUGCAAAGCCCUGGAGAUUUAUCUGCAGCAAGUGGCCAGUCACAGCACUCUCAGCAAGAACAAGGCCCUGGACAAUCUCCUGACAAAUUCAGAGCCUCCAGGGAAACAGCGUGUGCAUAAGGGCAUUUUCAGCCGACUCAGCCACGCCAUGGUGGAGCUGAGGAAAGAGAACCACAAGGAUCUUGAUGAUUUCUUUCAGAAUGAGAGGAAUAACAUUUUGAACACGACUCAUUUCAGUAAGGCUGCCACUGAGAAAUUCCUUGAGGUUGUACUGACAGAGCAAAGGUUAGCAGUGGCCUGUGGGCAUCUUUCCACCUCUCUCCAUUUGUGUGUGCACCAGGAUGACCCUGACGCUGCAAACUUCUCCAAGAUAUGCAUGAAGCUCUCAGAAAUAAUUGAUACAGUUAAGAGGAAUUUUGAGAAAGUGGCUGACAAUAAUGUGUCCACCCUGGGGCUGGGCCUAGACAUGGAAUACCGUGGCCAAGAGGCUAAGAAGGAUAUGCUUUUCAGAAGAACUUGCAAAUUGGUAGAGUUGGAGACAGCCACCAAGAGUGCAGAAAAGGCCAAACCCAACAAGAAGGCAGUUAUGGAAGAAGUGAAAAAAGUGAUUCAGAAAGAUUUUGAAAACCUCUCCUCUAUUGCCAAAGAGGAGAUUGGGCGCUUCAACAAGUCCCGGGUGACUCUGCUGAGGAGCUCUCUGGUUGACUGGUGUGAGAAGCAGCUCCACACGGCGCGUGAAAACCAGGAGCUCCUCUCAAGACAGCUGGAGGCCUGCAAAACACUGCAGUGUGACUGACGCAACACAAAACGGAAAUGGGUGAAGGGGAAACAAUUAAAACACUCAAACAGAUGUAAGGGAAGUGUCAGUCAGUGUAUUUUUGGUGACCACUUUAUACACAAUUGCAAGCCCUUGCACAUUUUCUUGUAAUUAUGUACUUACCAAGGCUAUUACAUGUCAGUGGUUUUCACUUAUAUUAACAAAUAUUAUUUCCACAAGGAAUCUUGUUGUUGCUGUUUACACUGCCUUUUCACACUAAAUAGUUUGAUGUCAGAUGAACUGCUGGGAUGACAUUGCACAGAAAUGAACAGAAUAAAUGCAAAUGAGAAAAUGGA